Molecule: messenger RNA, 1856 nt
Organism: Suncus etruscus (white-toothed pygmy shrew)
Lineage: Eukaryota; Metazoa; Chordata; Mammalia; Eulipotyphla; Soricidae
Gene: LETMD1
Product: LETM1 domain containing 1
Exons: 9
Coding region: 1-1083 (360 amino acids)
Biological process (GO): intracellular monoatomic cation homeostasis
Cellular component (GO): mitochondrial inner membrane
Molecular function (GO): ribosome binding
Source: RefSeq, a predicted model, not a curated record
AUGGCGCUGUCCAGGGUGUGCUGGGCUCGGGCCGCUCUAUGGGGUUCGGCGCUCGCCCGUAGACCCGGUGUCACUCGCGAGCUGCAGCUCUUUCGCCCUGGCGUCGCCUGGAGAGCCCCCGGGUCUUCAAAGAUUCACCUAUCUUCAAAGGCAGAGGUGAAGAGUUUGAUUUCUUAUGUGGUGACCAAGACAAAAGCGAUUAAUGGGAAAUACCACGCGUUUUUAAAUCGCCGUUUUCCCCGCGUUUAUCUCCUGUACACAAUCUUCAUGAAAGGAUUGCAGAUGUUAUGGGCUGAUGCCAAAAAAGCUAGAAGAAUAAAGACAAAUAUGUGGAAGCAAAAUAUAAAGUUUCAUCAACUUUCAUACCGGGAGAUGGAGCAUUUGAGACAGUUUCGUCGAGAUAUCACCAAGUUCUUUUUUCUAGGUGUUAUUUCUGUCCCACCCUUUGCCAACUACCUUGUCUUCGUGCUAAUGUACCUGUUUCCCAGGCAACUACUGGUCCAACAUUUCUGGACCCCAGAGCAAAAAGUUGAUUUCUUAGAUGUCUACCAUGGUCUCCGGAAGCAGUCCCACCCAGACGUCCUUCAUUAUUUAGAAAAGGGCAUCCCUCUCAUUCCUGAUGCAGGACUCCAGAAGCAUAUGACAGAGCUUUGCACCAAGAUAAAGCGAGGCACCCACCCAGAAAUCCAUGAGAUCCUGGCUUUGCGAGAAUGUUUCUCUAACCCUCCUCUGGGCCUGGACCAGCUCCAGGCUUUCCAGAUGAAAGCCUUGAGUCGAGCCAUGCUUCUCACACCUUACCUGCCUUCUGUCUUGUUGAGAUACCGUUUAAGGACUCAUACCACUGUGAUUCACCAAUUGGACAAGGCUUUGACGAAGCUGGGGAUUGGCCAACUGACAGCUCAGGAGGUAAAAUCGGCUUGUUAUCUUCGUGGCCUAAAUUCUAACCAUAUUGCUGAAGAGAGGUGUCGAACUUGGCUGGGAGAGUGGCUACGCAUCUCCUGUAGCCUAAAAGAAGCUGAGCUGUCCCUCUUGCUGCACAACCUGGUCCUGCUGUCCACCAACUACACGGGAACAAGGUUCUGAGCAACCAGAGGAUGGAGGCAUUGUCCAGAGAGCAGCAGCACAAGCCAGAUAGCACCUACCAUGAAGAUUCUGUGUCCUGUCAGGUGUGCAGGAGGCAGAAUGGCCCACCUUGGGCUGCUUCCAGUGGAGGCAGGAACUGAAACAGAAGCCUCUUUCCUGGGCUUUUGAAUGGAUGUUUGGGGUCAGUUCCCAGGAAGGGAAUCCUUAUGUGGUUAGGGCACACCACUGCCAUUCUUUAUAACCAUGCUUGUUAAAGAAGAUGAUGGAACAGCUUUUCCACCCACACAUGGACUUUAGGGAUCCCCACAUCCUUUCUGAUAUGACCAAAUUUAGGAAUAUUUGUCUUCUUCACUGUACUACCAUUUCUUUUUCCAGUCUUAUGAACUUUAGUGUUUUUUGUGCGAACUUAAAUGUUCUAAUAUAUAAAGGGAAAUCCAUGAACUUCUUGGAUUUCUUCCCACUAUUUAUAGCCUUAACUGUUCCCCUAUCCCAUCUUAAUUUGGGGGCUGUGGUGCAGUCCAUAUAGAUAUUACACUGUUGCACUGUGUUGCAGCAGUCCACUGUAUCUGACUGUGGCCACUUCCACUGAGCCAUGGAUUUAAACCUAUCAGUUAUUAUUACUAAUUAUUGCCAGCCUGGGAGACCAGGACAGGUCUGCUUCCAGAUAGUAAGUUGGUUUUAUGUAUGUGUAUGUUUAUACCCCGACCUUACAGUAACUUAUUUUAAAUGCAUGCAGCACUGUUUUUAAACCCAAGUAAAAACUGCUCAAAGCA